AUGUGUAUAAAUUCUUGUCAAGCCUUUACUGAAGAAUUUAUUGAAAAUACAAGCUGUAAAAUUUGUGGUGGAUCACGAUAUGAUAGUAAAGAAAAUCCAAGAAAAUUUGCUAUUUACUUUCCAUUAAUUCCACGGUUACAAAUUCAAUAUGCAGAUCCAACUCAUGCAAUUCAAUUAAGAUAUCGUGCCAAUUAUAAACAAGAUAAUGAAACUAUUAGAGAUAUUUAUGAUAGCAAGUUAUAUAAAGAAAUAUUGGAAGAAGAGCUAUUACCUGAUGAUC
Molecule: messenger RNA, 280 nt
Organism: Dentiscutata erythropus
Lineage: Eukaryota; Fungi; Glomeromycota; Glomeromycetes; Diversisporales; Gigasporaceae
Source: the annotation of a GenBank genome assembly